This is a messenger RNA of Oncorhynchus gorbuscha (pink salmon), 1177 nucleotides long. RefSeq names its product beta-1,3-galactosyltransferase 2-like. The transcript has 2 exons. Gene Ontology annotation, cellular component: membrane. Lineage: Eukaryota; Metazoa; Chordata; Actinopteri; Salmoniformes; Salmonidae. The record is from RefSeq and is a predicted model, not a curated record. The coding region runs from base 1 to 804 and encodes 267 amino acids. Gene Ontology annotation, molecular function: N-acetyl-beta-D-glucosaminide beta-(1,3)-galactosyltransferase activity.
AUGGCUGAAGGCAGGAGAUACUGUGGCUGGUCCCGUUUCCGUUGGUGUUUCUUCGUCCUGCUCCUCAUAGCAACGGUCUUCUUCUACUUCGGCGAUCAGACCGUACCAUGUAGAAUACCCAUCAGAGUACAGGUACUGGGCAAAGAGGUCCGUCUGUUCUUCCUGCUGGGACUGUCCAGUGGAGAGGAGACAGAGCAGGUCCAGGAGAAGGUGCUGCAGGAGAGCAAAGAGCACCAGGAUCUGCUGCAGAGCGACUUCAUAGACAGCUACAAAAACCUGACCAUCAAGACCAUGGUGAUGAUGGAGUGGCUGAGCUCUCGCUGCCCCAGCGCCUCCUACGCCAUGAAGAUCGACUCAGACAUGUUCCUCAACGUGAACACCUUGGUCAACAUGCUGCUUCACGCUCCAACGCAGAAGUACCAGAGUGGACUAGUGGCCCAAUGGGCCGCCGUUCUAAGAGACCCUAACUCCAAAUGGUACCUUCCAAAUGAGGUGUUUCCUGAACCGGUAUAUCCACCUUAUGCUCUGGGCCUGGGCUAUGUCUUCACCUUGGACCUCCCCAGGAAGCUGGUGGAGGCGUCCAGGCAUGUUAAAGCCGUCUACAUAGAGGAUGUGUAUCUGGGACUGUGUAUGAGACACCUGGGCAUCCGGCCUACUGACCCCCCCAGUGGAAACCUCUUCCAUGUGUCCCCUGUGGCUUAUGACCGCUGCACCUACUCACGGCUGAUAGCCACCACCACACACAGUAUCACUCACCAGGUCAACGCAUGGACAGACCUACACAAACCUGGUCCUCCCUGCUGAUCUCAUACAGUAACAGACUGACUGAUGUACCAAUCACUUCCUCGUUGUUUGUUCAUACACUAACUAACUAACAAACCAAAAACAAAGAACGUGACGAGGGGAUGGGGAAAGGAUAUACAACAUUUCUGGAGAGAUCUGAAAAUAUCUGUGCAGCAACUCUCCCCAUCCAACCUGACAGAGCGUGAGAGGAUCUGCAGAGAAGAAUGGGAGAAACUCCCCAAAUACAGGUGUGCCAAGCUUCUUGCGUCUUACCCAAGACUCAAGGCUGUAAUCGCUGCCAAAGGUGCUUCAACAAAGUACUGAGUAAAGGGUCUGAAUAGUUAUGUCAUAUUUCAGUUUUUAUUUUUCAUUUAAAAAAUUAAUCCUGUUUUUG